AUGACCAAGCUUGUGCCUUUAUCAGUAGUGCUGGUCCUGCUGCUGUCUCUGAACUGGUCUAGAGGAGCCGUUAUCACAGGGGCGUGUGAUAAGGACAUGCAGUGUGGUCUUGGUUUGUGCUGCGCUGUGAGCCUGUGGCUGCGAGGACUGCGCAUGUGCACGCCACGGGGUGAUGAGGGCGAUGAGUGUCACCCCUACAGCCAUAAGGUUCCUUUCGCUGGGAAGAGACUGCACCACACAUGCCCGUGUCACCCACACCUGGCGUGCACAAGGUAUACAGACACCAGAUACAGGUGUACCAGCGACUUCAAAAAUAUGGACUUUUGACAGAAAGGACUCAGACCAAAAGCAGAAGAAUAAAAUCAAAACACAGUUGUGGGACUACUUGAAGGAGAGACACUGGGAAAAACGAGAGACAACCAUCAUGAUCACCUAUCUUGUCAUUACAGUACAUCUCAAAUGUUCCACUGCAUUAUAAAACAUUCAGUACACAGUAACACAGUACACAGUAAAUCAUUCUUUAUGUAAUGAAAAAUGUAAU
Molecule: messenger RNA, 541 nt
Organism: Sardina pilchardus (European sardine)
Lineage: Eukaryota; Metazoa; Chordata; Actinopteri; Clupeiformes; Clupeidae
Gene: prok1
Product: prokineticin 1
Exons: 3
Coding region: 1-327 (108 amino acids)
Biological process (GO): endothelial cell proliferation
Source: RefSeq, a predicted model, not a curated record